AUGCAGCCCAUCGGAGUGAAUGAGUACGCCCCUGCCCUUGCUGUACUUUGCCUCGAAGUGGCUUACCUUGCGCUUUGCCUCGUUCGCGAUUAUUUCCCGGAGCCAUUGUCGAAAGAUAGACGCUGUUUUCUUAGAGUCGCUCUUAUCAUUUACUCUAUUAUGUCGGCUGUAUUAGUAUCGGCAUUUUUUAUUACGCGUCGAACACCGAACACCCAGCUACUUUCAUAUGUGUUGUUCUACACAUGGGAGCUUGUUAGUGGACUAUGCCUAGGGGCAGAAAUUGCUUAUCUCUGUCUUUCUAUACUUCCAUUUCGAGGUGUUAGGAAAUACGCUGUGAUAGCGUGUGCUUCCCUACUCACCGCCGCUAUUCUGGUUGUAGGGAUUUGGUGCUUGGUGACUACGCAAAGGCUGUGGCUUUGGGUAUUCAUUACGCUUUACAGCGGAGCCUUGGCACUGACAGGUGCUUCCUCCACCAACGAUGCGGCCCCAAUUCAUACACGCUUACAGCGACACUGGGUUUGCCUCGGACUGCCCGCCGUGUUGGGCCUUGCGCUAGGACUUGUGGCUGCUUUUGUGGCGGCUGAAAAGGCGCCCAUUCUGCAGCAUAUACAGUACUUCUCUCACUCAUUGGUUGGUCUUUUUGUCAUCUGUCUCAUGCAGGUCAUGGGGUGGGUAACUACACGCCGGUUACGAAGACAGGCAAAGGAGGCGAGUCAAGCUCCUCGGCGGGAUAGAAGUUCUCCCGAACAAGGGCUGUCUCUUGAGAGCUCGACCGCAGUGUGUCUGGAGGAAGUGAUUGGUCUUGAUGAUCUUGAAAGUCUGGCAAUGGACGAGGAUCCUGGCGAUCCUGGGAAGGGCGAAGGAUGCAGGGGGCGCCCCGAUAGCACGACUCUGGGAUGGGGGAAGGAUAUGUUUCACCCUCAGCAGACUGCAAGCCAGUCAAGAGAAAGGUUAAUAGGCAAAGUCGGCAGUAUUCUACAGGACUGCCUACCAACUUUCGACACACGCCUCACAUUAAACAACCAUUACGCUGUAUUUGCCACACCCUUCAACACGACAGAAAGCGACAGUGACAAAGCCGAUCUAUCCAAAGCUUGCAAAAUACUCAGGAGUUCCGAGAACAAGUUUAGGAGCUUUAAGACGCAACUGGAGAGUGUCUCAAAAGGUGCAUACAUGGGUAUUCGCACAGCGACAGAGUUUUUGGUCAUUGCAAAGUACGACACCGAUCAAGAGAUCAACUGCAUCAGCAGCAUCAGCUGCAUCAGCUGCAUCAACUGCGUCCGCUGCAUCCGGUACUCCAACUACUUCAACUGCAUCAACUACUGUUUCCAGUCAAUGUCUAGGCUAGAUCGAUCCAAUGCGGGAUCUCCGCUGUACUGUGGCAAGACCAUGUUCGUGGCUAUGGCCAAAAUGAGGAAACACCGGCUCCCUAUUAUUAUGGCUUCUCAGAUUGCUAAGAACCAUGGCCUAGUUUCAGACCAGGUAGAGGUCUCGGUCUGCUCUCCAAAUCGCGCACAACAUCCCGAUGAGAGCGGACCAGCUCGGCGCGUCCAGAAUCUUUCGGCUCUCCAGCCAAAUUAUGCCCAUAAAAGAUACACUAUUCUCGCCCAGGCCAUGCUUAUUCGUGUGCGAAAGAAUGAGGACUUGCGGAUUCAAUCAUGUUUAAGCGACGACAGUCUCUGCCGAGCCUUGUCGCCACUGCGUAACUCUACUGACGGGACUAUCAAUGAUUCGAUCGAUACCCUCAGCGACAAGUUUCAAGCUCAGCUACGUCAGGACAAGGUGGCCGGACUACUGGCAUGUUUCUUCCCGUUGCAGGGCUAUUCCACCCGUAACGAGCAAGCCGAAGUUGCAGCAUCGAGCUUGAGAACCUUACAGCAAAUUGGUGUCAUCUCAGAGAUCGGACACUCCGAGGAGGACCAACUUCACAUUAUGGCCAAGGUCUGCGGAAAAUUGUGCUUUAAGAAUACUUUUGAGCUUCCCACUGGUCUUGACGAUACGAUGUUGCCUGAUCUGCUUGCCAAGUUCACAAUUAUGGAGGUAGCCCGCGACAGUUGCUCGUCUCGAUUUCUCAAGGCGCCGCUUACCUCCUUGCAACGCCGAGUACCGAAUAUGGCUGCCGAUUCCAAGCCUACAAGCGAGGCAGUUGCGUCUAUGGCCGCUAGAGUCGCCCCUUUCGAGUCCUCCAUUGAGCCCGCCAAUACCGUGCCAAAGCCUUCUCCCGCCCUCACCCGGAAAAAGGCACUAGCAAAGUUUGGCCUCGGCGGUUCAUGUUCCAGCGAGCAGGGCGGGUUCCUGAUGGAUGGUUCCCUUGGAUCUACUCCUUGUGAUGUUCGGCCCGCAGAGCCACUCAUCUCCGAGAGCGCCAUCGACUCGGAUACCGAUGACGACUGCGUUAACGAGAGCGCUAUUGACGACGAUGACUCUUCCGAUUGGGAAGACUCUGACAGCAGCAAAUCGAGCGUUGAGGCGAAGUUCUUCCAACGUGUUGAGUCCAAGGCGCACCUAGUCUCCCGCUGCCCACCGUGCCGUUUGAGCUUCUUUGCCCUGCUCUACUCGGGUUCCUUCCGCGCCGAGGUCGAGAAGAACCCGCACGGUCGAGUGCGCGCGGCCUGCACGACGCGCAGCUGUUCUGGGCGGCUGACGCCCGGCCCGGCGCUCAUGUCUCCCGAGUGCGACGCCGUGUACCCGGCCGUCGGCGGCGCGGGGGCGCUGUUGCGCGCUCAUCGGCUGAGCGUGAUCGCCAGGGCGACGACGCUGGCGGUCGCAGGGUCUAACGGGACGUUGAAAUUCGGCAUCUGGGUCGACCCGGAAAUGGUGAACCCCAAGUCGGCGUUCUUCGACACGCACCCCGACUGGGGUUUCCAGGCCGCGCAGCGAAGCUUGCCACCAGACUUUAUCAUUGACAGCAUCAUGGCGCCUAUUUCGUUCGUCAAGUGCGACAGAAAUCGCGGCAUCCACGAGACGGCCUCCGCGUGCUUCUUCGACUCCUACCUGCGCGGGCUCUACCGGGUCCUCGAGCAGCUGACCACGCGCUUCCCCGACGUCCUCUGGGAAGGCUGCGCCUCGGGCGGCGGCCGCUUCGUUGCCGGCAUGCUGCCGUACUUCGCGCAGUCGCGGGCCUCGAACAAGACGGACCCCGUCGACCGCACCGCCACCCAGCUUAGCGCGACCAUCGCGUGCCCAACCUCCUCCGAGCUCGACUCGCGCGGCGAGGACAUUCCCGUCGUAGAUAUACAGUAG
Cordyceps militaris CM01 is the source of this 3243-nucleotide messenger RNA. Its product is annotated as Glycoside hydrolase, clan GH-D. NCBI's taxonomy places the organism in Eukaryota, Fungi, Ascomycota, Sordariomycetes, Hypocreales, Cordycipitaceae. The transcript is spliced from 11 exons. The coding region runs from base 1 to 3243 and encodes 1080 amino acids. The record is from RefSeq and is a predicted model, not a curated record.